Monopterus albus (swamp eel) is the source of this 3159-nucleotide messenger RNA. RefSeq names its product dynamin-1-like protein. Gene Ontology annotation, molecular function: GTP binding; microtubule binding; GTPase activity. NCBI's taxonomy places the organism in Eukaryota, Metazoa, Chordata, Actinopteri, Synbranchiformes, Synbranchidae. Gene Ontology annotation, biological process: intracellular distribution of mitochondria; mitochondrial fission; peroxisome fission. The record is from RefSeq and is a predicted model, not a curated record. The transcript is spliced from 19 exons. Gene Ontology annotation, cellular component: cytoplasm; microtubule; membrane. The coding region runs from base 116 to 2242 and encodes 708 amino acids.
CAAAAUUUCUCGCCAAUCUAGUAGGUGCUGUUGCAAUGGUGUCGUCGGUGGGACAUUGAAUGACUUUGACUUGCGAAAAUAUCUGUUAAAUUGAAUUUAUUCACAAGCCGCGAGCAUGGAGGCUCUUAUCCCCGUUAUAAACAAGCUUCAGGAUGUGUUCAACACUGUGGGUGCGGAUAUUAUACAGCUGCCACAGAUAGCAGUAGUAGGAACUCAGAGCAGUGGGAAGAGCUCUGUGCUGGAGAGUCUGGUGGGCAGGGACCUGCUGCCCCGUGGGACUGGCAUUGUAACCAGGCGACCUCUCAUCCUCCAGCUGGUCUAUGUAGAUCCUGCAGAUGCCAGGACAAAGGAUGACAGUGGCAGAGACUGUGAAGGAUGGGGCAAGUUUCUACACACCAAAAACAAGAUCUACACAGAUUUUGAUGAAAUCAGACAAGAAAUUGAAAAUGAAACGGAGCGAGUAUCGGGGAAUAAUAAGGGGAUCAGCGAUGAACCCAUCCAUCUGAGAAUAUUUUCUCCCCACAUUGUCAACCUCACACUAGUGGAUCUGCCAGGAAUCACUAAGGUGCCUGUGGGUGAUCAGCCUAAGGACAUUGAACUUCAGAUAAGAGCUUUAAUCCUGAAAUACAUCUCCAACCCCAACUGCAUCAUCCUGGCUGUCACCGCUGCCAACACAGACAUGGCCACCUCGGAGGCCCUCAAGGUGGCCAGGGAGGUCGACCCUGACGGCAGGAGGACACUGGCUGUGGUGACCAAGCUGGAUCUGAUGGAUGCUGGUACUGACGCUAUGGAUGUGCUGUUGGGCAGAGUUAUACCUGUCAAACUGGGUCUCAUUGGAGUAGUCAACAGGAGUCAGUUGGACAUCAACAAUAAAAAGUCUGUGGCUGAUGCGGUUCGGGAUGAACAUGCCUUCCUGCAGAAGAAAUAUCCAUCUCUUGCCAACAGAAAUGGAACUAAAUACCUGGCCAGGACCCUUAACAGGUUACUGAUGCAUCACAUCCGGGACUGUCUCCCUGAGCUGAAGACGCGGAUCAAUGUCUUGGCAGCCCAGUACCAGUCCCUGCUCAGCAGUUAUGGAGAACCUGUCGAAGACCAAAGUGCCACCUUGCUCCAGCUCAUCACCAAGUUUGCAACAGAGUACUGCAAUACCAUAGAGGGUACAGCCAAAUACAUCGAGACAGCAGAACUCUGUGGUGGAGCCAGGAUUUGUUACAUAUUCCAUGAGACUUUUGGCAGAACACUGGAGUCUGUGGAUCCUCUAGGAGGACUCAGCACCAUAGAUAUCCUAACAGCCAUAAGGAAUGCAACAGGGCCCCGCCCAUCCCUGUUUGUGCCUGAGGUUUCCUUUGAGCUGUUAGUGAAGAAGCAGGUGAAACGCCUGGAGGAGCCCAGUCUGCGCUGUGUGGAGCUGGUCCAUGAGGAGAUGCAGAGGAUCAUCCAGCACUGCAGCAACUAUAGCACACAGGAACUACAGAGAUUCCCUAAGCUACAUGAGGCUAUUGUGGAAGUGGUCACCUCCCUACUGAGGAAGAGACUCCCGAUCACCAAUGAGAUGGUCCAUAACUUGGUUGCGAUUGAGCUGGCCUAUAUCAACACCAAGCAUCCAGACUUUGCAGAUGCCUGUGGAGUAAUGAAUAACAAUAUAGAGGAGCAAAGGAGAAACAGGAUGAGAGAGUUGCCCACUUCAGUGUCCAGGGAUAAGUCUGUUGCCAAAGGCCCAGCUGGCCCAGCUAUGGUUUCUGGCGAGCCCCCUGCAUCUGGAGCAGACAUGGACGCUGCCAAGGCACCAGCAGCAGGACCUCAGGGUGAGCAGGAUGCCAGAGGGAGCUGGAGGGGGAUGCUGAAGAAAGGAGAGGAAGUCCCAGGCUCUGGACCUGGGAGUCCCCUUAAAGGAGCCGUCAACCUGCUUGAUGUGCCUGUGCCAAUCGCCAGGAAACUGUCAUCACGUGAGCAGCGGGACUGUGAGGUCAUUGAGCGCCUCAUCAAGUCUUACUUUCUCAUUGUUCGUAAGAAUGUUCAGGACAGUGUGCCAAAGGCAGUGAUGCAUUUCCUGGUCAACCAUGUAAAGGACAGCCUCCAGAGCGAGCUUGUUGGCCAGCUGUAUAAAUCUGGUCUCCUCAACAACUUGCUGACUGAGUCGGAGGAUAUGGCCCAGCGGCGCAACGAGGCCGCCGAGAUGCUACAGGCAUUGCAGAAAGCCAGCCAGGUGAUUGCUGAGAUCAGGGAAACACAUUUGUGGUGAAGAAACAACAAGGGCAGUUGAACCUGGUCUGUUAUGUCCGCAUCAUGCCCAAGGACUGAAGCUCCAUGGACUUGUGGAAUGUGGAAAUUUUGAAUUUACAACCAUGAUAAUGCACUGAUCCCUGCUCAACAUGUACAGUACAUAGCAUCCUACUGGUUCUUAAGCUAUUCAAACAAAAUGUAAGUAACUGAAGUUGUUUAUUUGAAUUUCUAUUUAAAUACCUGGCAUGGUAAGAAAAAGUAAGUGAACUAUUUGGAACUAAGUGGUUUUCUACACAAAUAGGUUAUAAAAUGUGAUCUGAUUUUUAUCUUGAGUCACAAAUAUAUGACUUAGAUGCAAAAAUAUCUUUCAUGUCUUCAGUAAACUCAGCCAAUGAACAUUCAGAGUGCUGUGGGAAAAGUGAACCCUUGGUUGUUCUUCUUUUGUAGCAAUAGUCUCAAACAGUUGCUUCCUGUAACUGCAGAUCAGACCACAGUUAGUUAUAUCUGUGUGGUAUUGCCUUAAGCACACUUGUCCAUAUUUGACUUAGAUGAAGAUUUAUUUAGAAAAACAGGUAAUUCUAAAUGGUUCACAUUUUCUGCUAAUGUUACUCCUGUGUACAUACACUCUAAUUUUCUUUUUGUACUGUAGUCACCACAUUGCACUGUAUAGAAGGGCCAUCAUUUAGUUAUACAUUGUAUUACCAUUCAUCUUUGUAUUAUUUGGGUGUGUGGAUAAAUGUUUUAAGCACUACUGCUGUAGGAGGCCAUUUAAGUGUGCUUAUAUAUUGCUGCCUACAUGUGAAAUUUAUUGUGCACUGUGUUUGGGUCCCAAAACAACAGGUGUUCUAUUGCCACUUAACUGAUUAGAAAAAGAAUGACUCCUUGGUUUCUUAGACAGAAUUGAAACCACAUAAAAAGUACCUCAUGACUGAAAAA